AUGGAGCCAUGGAGAGAGCACCUGUCCGCCCUCGGACAAGAGCUAGAGACAAAGUCCAGCUUGCUCCAGUCGCUGCGCUUGCAGAAUUGCCAGCUUGAGGAGGCAUUGGCUCGCUGGACCCAGCAGGGCCAAGCCUUCGGAGAGGCAAAGGCUGGACACGCUGAAUCCCGCUAUGCAUCAGACCCGCAGCCAACGUGCUGGCCGGUUGUGGAUGAAGUUGGGGAGCUUCCUGGCGAAGCUGGGCAUUCACUACCGCUUCAGUGGAUUACUCCCAAGUCUCGGGCGGCGAAGUCCUUGUCCUUGGCAUUGAGUGGUGCUGGCAUGAAGAUCGCUCAGCAAACUGCGCAGCAAAUGCCAAAGGGUCAAUGGGUCGGCGACAAAUCCCAGACCUCGUUAAGCACGCAAAACCAUGGCCACGUCUCCUCACCGUUCACGUCAUCCUCGCCACUGAGUCGGCACAAGACGGCGGCAAAGUCAAAGCUGAUCGAAGAGGGUGGAAUCAAGUUCGCAGUCUUGAGGGCAAACGAGAAUACCAUCCUCACAGUUCAGAAGCCAUGGUACAUCAUCAAUCCGGACCGGAGCAGGUUUGCCAGCGUGUGGCAAGUCGUGAUGGGCUUUGCACUGGUUUUCGUCGCGCUAGUCACUCCGGUGCAGGUAUCGUUACUGGAGCCCAAGUUCGACUUUCUCUUCCUGCUCAGUUUGUUCGUGGACUUCCUCUUCUUCUGCGACUUUGUUAUCCAGUUCUUUACCGCCUAUCCCAAGACGACGCCACAUGGUCUUGUCUGGGAAGUGCGUCUCCACCAUAUCUUCUGCCACUACUUGAAGACCUGGCUUGUUUUGGAUCUAGCCACCAUGAUCCCCUUCGACUUCCUGACCGUGACGCUGCAGGCGACGACACUUCAGGACUUCGUUGGCCUGAAAGUGAUCCGAUCUCUUCGGCUCAUGAAGCUCAUGCGGAUCAUGAAAGCCUCCAAGGUGUUCCAGGAUUUUGAAGCGCCGUUGGCUAUUCCGUACCAGAAGAUAGCGCUGCUGAAGUUCAUGGUGGUCCUGCUCUUCAUCUGCCAUUGGUUCGCCUGUGGCUGGGCGGUGACGCUGUCGGCCGUGGACGCGUCGUUCCCUCGCUGGAUUGACGGCAUCCAGGAAGCCGACAGGGCUUACGACAUCGUGACCAUGGACUCUCCCAUUCGGAUCUACGUGGCUGCUUUCUACUUUUGCAGCUACACCAUCACAUCCGUCGGCUAUGGCGAUGUCGUCCCUCAGAACGUCCUCGAACGUGGCGUCUGUUGCGGCAUUCUGUUGACAGCCGGUCUGUCUUGGACCUACAUCAUUGGAGAGGUGUGCACUAUAGUCGCGGACAUGACUUUGGAGAGCCAGGAGUUUCGCAAGACCAUGCACCACCUCAACAAGAUGAUGCGGGACCAGCGCUUGCCCCAUGAUCUCCAACAACGGGUGCGACGCUAUUUCUUGCAGAACCGCGGUCAGUCUCUUUUUGUGGCACGGCAGUCGUUGAUGCGACGAAUGAGCCCGCAACUACAGGCAGAGGUCUCUGCCAUGACGAAUAUGUUGUGGUUGGAGAAAGUGAGUUUUUUCAAGAGCUUCAUGGGCUUCAUCGAGCAGCAAAGGAGCCUCGGCGAGUACACCGCUCCCAACGAAGCUUGCGUGGCAGACAUCGCAAAGUCGCUUCGUUUGGUUGCAUUUGCCCAACAGGAGACAUUCCACAACGUGCAAGUCUUGUACAUUCUUUCGAAGGGUCUGGUCGCCCUGAACAGCCGUGUUGGAGCGCUCGGCGAGGUUUGGGGUGAGGAUUUCGUCCUGUCGGACACCUCCCUGAUCCGACCGGUAGCUGGCUAUGCCUUGACGUACCUGGAGCUGCUGAGCCUCACUCGAGAGGACUUCAUGCAAGUCAUCCAGACAAGGCGCAUCACCUGCCCGGAGCUCUUCCGACUUGUGCGUCGCUACUGUGUGCGGAUCGCUGUGUACCGGGGCAUCUUGGCCGAAGCCCGGCGUCGGCAACUGUGCGGAAGCCAAAGAAAUCCCGGGAACGGGGCUGCAGCAAGUCCAGCUCGGCCAGCGCACCGAGCUGAAGCUGCCCAAGUCCAAGCGCAAGCGCAAGCGCAACCUUCGCCCCCUAAAGCAGAGAUGGCUGUGCUGGGCUCUCUGAGCCUGCCAGGCACAGUCGAGAUUUGGGACUCUGCGUUUUAG
This is a messenger RNA of Symbiodinium sp. CCMP2592, 2202 nucleotides long. Lineage: Eukaryota; Dinophyceae; Suessiales; Symbiodiniaceae. The record is from the annotation of a GenBank genome assembly.